Sorghum bicolor (sorghum) is the source of this 834-nucleotide messenger RNA. Its product is annotated as nascent polypeptide-associated complex subunit alpha, muscle-specific form-like. Lineage: Eukaryota; Viridiplantae; Streptophyta; Magnoliopsida; Poales; Poaceae. The transcript has 3 exons. The record is from RefSeq and is a predicted model, not a curated record. The coding region runs from base 1 to 834 and encodes 277 amino acids.
AUGUCUAGGCAAAGGGGGGAGCCUGAAGAAGAAUCCCCCAGUGAGGACGACGGGGGAGCCGGCGAUGACGACAGCGACGAUUCCGAGGGGAUGGCGUCUCGCCUCGACCAGAUUCUCGAGGGUUCGUCUAGAGGCGACGUCGACACCCCACGGACGGGAGCACCAAAAGAAGGGCCAGGAGGAUCUCACCGUCCCCGCGCUGACACCCCUCCCGCACCAACGCCGAGCCAGGUCGCCCCGCGCCCCCAACCUCCCCCUUCACCUAAGGCGGGUGGCCAGGCUAAGCCCCAGGCAACGGGGCCGUUGACCUGUGGCCGCGCCGCGGCCUCCGAAAAGGGAGAGACUGGCCGCAGGAGCGCUAGUCUCGUCGCCCGUCGGGCGGGGGACGCUGGACCAAGGCCUACGCCUGCCCGUGAGGGACCUGGAGCCUUGACGCGGGGCAGCUCAAGGCCUGCCGCUCGAGGCACCGGCAGGCGGGCCGUGCUCCCUGUGGGGUUAAAGCGGACAAUCGAGCAAGCUCAGCCUUCGAUGGCUAAAAGGCUCAAGGUGGGAGCGGCCCCCAAGGAUUCAGGCCCCUCCGGUCUUCGGCCGUCGACUGGCAUCGAGGUCGCUCCGCCUCAUCCAUCAGUGGUGGAGUCCACCCCGCCGUCGCCAAGGCAGGCUGAAGCGCCCUGUCUCGAAGAGCAGGAGGGAGCCCCCGAGCCUCCUCGAUCGGGGGUCGAGGCGGAACCUAUCACUAUCAGUGAUGGAUCUGGCGGCGAUGGGCCUUCGAUGGAUGCCCGUCCCAUGGAUGAGGAGGUCGAGGCCUCCGCCACUGCGAGGCGGACACCUUAG